Molecule: messenger RNA, 2951 nt
Organism: Leptonychotes weddellii (Weddell seal)
Lineage: Eukaryota; Metazoa; Chordata; Mammalia; Carnivora; Phocidae
Source: RefSeq, a predicted model, not a curated record
AUGUACCAUGCUUUCAAAGAAUUUUGUACAGUAGCAAUAAGCUAUGAAGUGUUUGAAAAUACAGAUGACACAUACUAUAGGUCUUGUAAUAAUAGUGACAUGGAGGAAAAAUCCCUAACCAGCAGCGGAAAAGAUCCUGUCACCCAACCCAAGCUAUAUAACCUUUUAGGCAGGCUUUUCAGAGAAAUCCGCAUUUUAAAAGCCAGCAUUCACGAUCCAAAAAUACAGGACGAGAAUCAGAGCUGGAACGAAUCUUUGGGAACGUGGUCCACCCAGGGAUGUAAAACUGUGCUUACCGAUGCAUCCCAUACGAAAUGCUUAUGUGAUCGUCUCUCUACCUUCGCCAUUUUGGCUCAGCAACCUAGAGAAAUAAUCAUGGAAUCCUCUGGUACACCUUCAGUUACCCUAAUAGUAGGCAGUGGCCUUUCUUGCUUGGCCUUGAUCACCCUCGCAGUUGUCUAUGCAGCAUUAUGGAGGUACAUACGCUCUGAGAGGUCUAUAAUUCUAAUUAACUUCUGCCUGUCUAUCAUCUCAUCCAACAUCCUCAUACUGGUUGGACAGACUCAGACACAUAAUAAGAGCAUCUGCACAACCACCACUGCAUUUUUGCACUUUUUCUUCCUGGCUUCAUUCUGUUGGGUUUUGACUGAGGCGUGGCAGUCAUAUAUGGCUGUAACUGGAAAAAUUAGGACACGGCUUAUAAGGAAACGUUUCUUGUGCCUUGGAUGGGGUUUACCAGCAUUAGUAGUGGCCACAUCAGUAGGCUUCACGAGGACGAAAGGAUAUGGCACUGACCACUACUGCUGGCUCUCUCUUGAAGGAGGACUGCUCUACGCUUUUGUUGGACCUGCAGCCGCUGUUGUCCUGGUCAACAUGGUGAUUGGCAUUUUGGUAUUUAAUAAACUUGUUUCCAGAGAUGGGAUCCUAGAUAAAAAGCUCAAACACAGAGCCGGUCAGAUGAGUGAGCCUCAUAGCGGUUUGACGCUCAAAUGUGCCAAGUGUGGAGUAGUUUCGACAACAGCUUUGUCAGCCACCACCGCCAGUAACGCCAUGGCGUCUCUUUGGAGUUCCUGCGUGGUGUUGCCCCUUCUGGCUCUGACGUGGAUGUCUGCAGUUCUAGCCAUGACAGACAAACGCUCCAUAUUGUUCCAAAUACUUUUUGCCGUGUUUGAUUCAUUGCAAGGUUUUGUGAUAGUCAUGGUCCACUGCAUUCUUCGGAGAGAGGUUCAGGAUGCAUUUAGAUGCCGAUUGAGAAACUGUCAGGAUCCGAUCAAUGCUGAUUCUUCAAGUUCUUUUCCUAAUGGGCAUGCUCAAAUAAUGACAGACUUUGAAAAGGAUGUAGACAUUGCUUGUCGAUCAGUUCUUCAUAAGGAUAUCGGUCCUUGCCGAGCAGCAACAAUAACAGGAACGCUCUCUAGGAUUUCUCUAAAUGAUGACGAAGAAGAAAAGGGAACAAACCCUGAAGGGCUAAGCUAUUCCACACUCCCUGGAAACGUCAUUUCCAAAGUCAUUAUCCAGCAACCUACGGGUAUGCACAUGCCCAUGAGUAUGAAUGAGCUGGGCAAUCAGUGUUUGAAAAAAGAGAACAGUGAAUUGCGAAGAACUGUGUACUUAUGUACAGAUGACAAUUUGAGAGGAGCUGAUAUGGACAUGGUCCAUCCUCAAGAAAGAAUGAUGGAAAGUGACUAUAUCGUGAUGCCCAGAAGUUCUGUAAAUACACAGCCAUCAAUGAAAGAAGAAAGCAAAAUGAAUAUUGGUAUGGAAACCUUACCACAUGAAAGGUUAUUGCACUACAAAGUGAAUCCCGAAUUCAACAUGAAUCCCCCUGUAAUGGACCAGUUUAGUAUGAACUUAGAUCAACACCUUGCACCCCAGGAACAUAUGCAGAAUUUGCCCUUUGAGCCUCGCACAGCUGUGAAGAAUUUCAUGGCCUCUGAGUUGGAUGAUAAUGCAGGACUAUCAAGGAGUGAAACUGGAUCAACGAUAUCAAUGAGUUCAUUAGAGAGAAGAAAAUCACGAUACUCAGACCUUGACUUUGAGAAGGUCAUGCAUACAAGGAAGAGGCAUAUGGAACUGUUUCAGGAGCUGAAUCAGAAAUUUCAAACUUUGGACAGAUUUCGGGAUAUACCAAAUACAAGCAGUAUGGAAAACCCAGCACCAAACAAGAAUCCAUGGGACACUUUCAAAAACCCCAGUGAAUACCAACAUUACACCACAAUCAAUGUCUUAGAUACAGAGGCAAAGGAUGCUUUGGAACUGAGGCCAGCAGAAUGGGAGAAGUGUCUGAAUUUGCCUCUGGACGUGCAAGAGGGUGACUUUCAAACAGAAGUUUAGCAAAAUCAAAAUGGACUGAGGUGGAUAUAAAACAAUUUAUUGCACUGACACUUAAGACUUGGGAAGCCUGACAAUUCUAUCUGGACCAUGUGACUAUCCUAUGUCAGGACCUUCAUGUGCCAAAUGUCAGUGGUGUUUGCAUAUGGUAACUUCUCACUAGUCAGGCUAGUGGAGAGAGGACCAGGUGUACAGUUCUGACCAUCCUGUGUUGUAAGUAUCCGUGGAAUGGAUUUGUAAGGUAAUCUUUAUAGAUAAACCUCAAGCAACGAUUCAUGUUGUAACCGCUUCAUAUGGUUUAGUUUUCAAAAAACUUCACCAUGAAGCACAAUGUAUAUAUUUAUGCAGUUUUUAAAGUUUAUAACAGUCUGUUUGGCCAUUACUACACUUUUUACUUUAUAAUAUAAAAGCAAAGUUUUUGUCAUUAAAUGAAUGUUUGUUGAGCUACAUUCUUCAUUGCUUUAAAUGCAAUAAAGUAAUAAUCUCACUUUUAUAUGAAUAAUAUAUUUCACAUCUUUAUUAUUGCAGUUUUCUCUAGAAAGCUCUGAGUAGCUUUCUCUGCUGCAACUGUGUAUAAAAUAUUUAAAAUGUUGUAUGGUGUAAAUAAACUUUUGUCUACA